Messenger RNA from Ictalurus punctatus (channel catfish), 2529 nucleotides. It is a transcript of the gene hey1, whose product is annotated as hes-related family bHLH transcription factor with YRPW motif 1. Lineage: Eukaryota; Metazoa; Chordata; Actinopteri; Siluriformes; Ictaluridae. Gene Ontology annotation, biological process: regulation of transcription by RNA polymerase II; Notch signaling pathway; regulation of neurogenesis. The record is from RefSeq and is a predicted model, not a curated record. Gene Ontology annotation, cellular component: nucleus. The coding region runs from base 562 to 1518 and encodes 318 amino acids. Gene Ontology annotation, molecular function: protein dimerization activity; RNA polymerase II cis-regulatory region sequence-specific DNA binding; DNA-binding transcription factor activity, RNA polymerase II-specific. The transcript is spliced from 5 exons.
GGGGCUGAGGUUAGAGAGUCUGAGGCUUCCUCUGUACGCCGCGCUCCCCGCGAUGAGUCAGUAUCAGAUUACAGGUUCACACGCUCGCGCGCAGACCGCCCGUCGCCCCGACCAAUUGCCCCAUUCACGGCAGAGCCGGAGACGGCCGUCCCCCCUGAUUGGCUGAUCCGCUCCGGGGCUAAAGGAAACCAACGGAACUUUCCCACGGCCUGCACGUGCUGACAGGCGGCCGGCCUCCUCCCUGCCGCCGCCUGGGCAAAACGCCGGUGGAACAUGGGGAAGGGCGGGGUUCUCAGGGCUAAGAUUCACUCUAAUUGGUUCUUCGUCGAAAUUAUGCAAAUUACUAAGGCGUGUUUAGAGUGCAGUUUCGGCGAACUGAUCUCCUCCGAACGCGAAGGCGCACACUGAUUGGCUCUGCUUGGCAACUAGACCCGCCCCUCGCGGCGUGCUGUGGCGUUGAAAUGACACCGUGGGAAAGCCUAGCUGUUCAAACGGACGAAAACCGCAGCAGAUUUACCUGAUACAGCACGGACAAGUCGCACACUCACUCAGAGCUUCAAAAUGAAGAGAAAUCACGACUUCAGCUCCUCUGACAGCGAGCUUGAUGAGAAUAUUGAAGUGGAGAAGGAGAGCGCCGACGAGAACCUAGGCAUGAGCUCUCCUCUCGGAUCCGUUUCCCCUUCUACAACAUCCCAAGUACAAGCAAGAAAACGUCGCCGAGGGAUCAUUGAAAAGCGGCGUAGAGAUCGCAUCAAUAACAGCCUGUCUGAACUGCGUCGACUUGUUCCCAGCGCUUUUGAGAAACAGGGCUCAGCUAAACUGGAAAAAGCUGAGAUUUUGCAGAUGACUGUGGAUCAUUUGAAGAUGCUUCAUGCAGCUGGUGGCAAAGGUUACUUUGACGCUCAUGCUUUGGCAAUGGAUUAUCGUGGCUUGGGCUUCCGCGAGUGUCUGGCUGAGACAGCCCGAUACCUGAGCAUCAUCGAGGGCCUGGACAACACCGACCCACUCCGCAUUCGCUUGGUGUCCCACUUGAGCAGCUAUGCCACCCAGAGAGAGGCUCACACAGGUCUGGGGCAUCUAGCCUGGGGCUCGGCGUUCAGCACCCCUCACCUGGCACAUCACCUGCUCUUACCACAGCAUCAGCAAGGGGCAUCGGUAUCACGCAAGCCUAGCAGUCCUCCAUCAUCAUCCUCAUCAUCGCCCUCCUCUUCACCAUCAGUACCCUCCUCAGAGCCUCAUGGCUGCAGCAGGUUGACUGUCACAGCGAUCAGCGAGGCAGGACAGAGCAGGCCGAUCAGGGUACCCCCUGCAACAGGCACCAUUCCCCCAGGGCUCACAGCAGCGUCCGCAUCCAAGCUUUCUCCUCCACUUCUCACGUCCCUGUCCAGCCUCUCGGCUUUCCCCUUCCCUCUGAGUGCUUUUCCUCUGCUCUCACCCAGCUCACUGAGUCAUGCCACCCCCUCCAGCAGCCUGGGAAAGCCGUAUCGUCCAUGGAGCAUGGAGAUCGGUGCUUUCUGAACUUUUUUUCAGACCAGAAAGACUUUGAAGAACGAUGGGAGUUUGCUGGUCAGGACUCAACAAAGUGGAAAGACAACCCAGGACUAAUGUACCAGAGAAUUAGUUGUGUAUAUGAUUGUGUGUGUGUGUGUGUGUGUGUGUGUGUGUGUGUGUCUGUGUGUGUGUGUGUGUGUGUGUGUGUGUGUGUGUGUUUUUACAGAAUUGAAUUUCCCUCAAAUUUGAGUUAAUCAGGGAUAGGUUCUGCUGGUAGCCAGGUUAACGUCUUAAGGUUUCUGUCAUUAACUUCUGAAACUGUUUUUUUCUUCUUUUUUUUUUUUUCUUUUUUAAUAAAACAGGGUGCUGUGCUGGUACAAUACCCUGCCUGGAUACUGAAGGAAAGAUAGGUCUUUUGAUGAAAUGGUUGUUUUGGGGCUGAGGUACUGAUACAUUUAACUAGUUGGCACAGAGCGUAAAAACUAGAACCAAGUUUUUAUUAUAAUGAAAAGUAAUAAGUAAUAUCAGUGUGUAGUUCCAAAUGAGAGGCAGAAUAUUGUCCACCCCAUGUCUCGAUAUUUCAAUUAACAUCCAUAUUUCGAAUCGUCAUGUCUCAAGGGUGAAAUAUAAAGCGAUUAUUGUACUCCCUCACACAUUUUGGCAAGAUACCAUUUUUUCGUAUUAUGUUUGUAUUCGACUUUGUAUUUCUACAAAGUUUAAGAGCUAUGCAAUCGAUCAGUUGUUUUACAAGAUUACAAGAUCUCUAUGGUUUUAGAUCUGCAGCUUACUUUUGUAUAAAUACAUACAGUAAAAGCUAUGCAACAGAGCCUUUAUCGCAAAAGAUUACUUUCUUUUUCUUUUGUGACUUGCAACAUUUUUUUCCCCCACAUCUAUUUAUAUUAAAUAUCUUGAACUGUGGUAGCCAGGUUUUGGGGUUCAGUUGCUGUUAAACCCCUUCUUUAAUCAUGACAGCUUUUAACACUGUUUCAGAAUGGACAAUCUCUCAAAAAGUCACUAAAUAAAUAAUGAAAAAUAUAA